Molecule: messenger RNA, 1455 nt
Organism: Drepanopeziza brunnea f. sp. 'multigermtubi' MB_m1
Lineage: Eukaryota; Fungi; Ascomycota; Leotiomycetes; Helotiales; Drepanopezizaceae
Cellular component (GO): CCR4-NOT core complex; CCR4-NOT complex; P-body
Molecular function (GO): poly(A)-specific ribonuclease activity; nucleic acid binding
Source: RefSeq, a predicted model, not a curated record
AUGCCUCCGCCGAUGCAGCGCUUUGGCGUCGCGAAUAACCUUGCAAACCACUACCAGCAGUAUCCAUCUCAUGCGCAGUCGCAUGCGGCCGGCCUGGCUCCGCCCGCCAACCAGGGGUUCAUGAAUGCGAAUUCGAUGAGCAACCCUUUUGCCGUGAACGGGAAUGCCUUGAGCCUCUCCGGGGGUUUCGGAGGCGCUGGUAUAGGGGCGCCUGGGGCCACUGGGCUGGCGAGCCAUGCUGCGCAGCUGGGCUUUGCGAAUGCGAAUCACCCGGUACACAACGGUAUCGACCACGGAGCAAGACAGGCGGGAAAUAAGAACAGGAUACGGGACGUAUGGGCUGGUAACCUCAAUGAGGAAAUGGCUAUUUUGAGGUGUCUGGUGGACAAGUACCCAUACAUCGCAAUGGAUACGGAAUUCCCUGGACUCGUCGCACGACCUAUGGGAUCUUUCAAUGGGAAGAGCGAUUAUCAUUAUCAGUGUCUCCGUUGCAACGUCGAUCUGCUCAAACUUCUCCAAUUAGGCAUCAGUGUGUUUACGGAAGAUGGCGAAUCCCCUCCAGCGCAAAUGUCCGCCGCAGAGUUGGGACUCGACGUGACACAGGAAGAGACGCGGAAGUAUGCUAGUAAUUCCCCAAUCAACAUCCCGACGACGUGGCAGUUUAACUUCCAGUUUUCUCUGGAAGAUGACAUGUUCGCAGAGAUGUCGAUCGAAACAUUAAGGAGAGCCGGGGUAGACUUCGACAGAAUGCAGGCCGAUGGCAUAGACGUAGGCACUUUUGGGUCAGUCCUUAUGACAUCUGGCCUCGUUUGCUACGAAGAAGUGCAUUGGGUAUCUUUCCACGGGGGCUACGAUUUUGGCUACCUCACGAAACUUCUCAUGGUCAACCCUCUCCCUGAUGAUGAAUUCGAAUUUGAUGUCAAUAUGAAGAAGUACUUCCCCAGCAUAUAUGAUAUCAAGUACCUUAUGAAGGCGGCCAUCAGACAACACACUAUGGGCCAGGCCACUCCACUGGAUCCGCAGAGCGCCGAAGUUUUGCAGAAGUUCGAGCAGAAGUCCGGCUUGGAAGCCCUGGCUGAGAGCCUGAAGAUCAAGAGACAAGGCUUUGCGCAUCAAGCUGGGUCGGAUUCGCUGUUGACGGGCAAGGUGUUCUUCCGAAUCCGGGAAAAAAUCUUCAACGGCGAGAUCAGCGACGAGCACGAUGGCAAGGUAUGGGGUCUGGGGUUUCCAGAAUACGUUAUUAGUAAUGCCCACAUCCAACACAACAACUAUCAGCAACAAGAGAAUGUUACGCCAGGCCAGAACGGGUACACCAAUGGCACUCCAAGUACUCCGAAUACUGGCAAUGCGAAUCUUGUGAGCACACCUGUCCACAGCAGCAAUACUGGACCGAUGGGGCCUCAGACGCCUGGUGGGACGGGUGGAGUAUUUGGAGCUUUCCAGUACAACAGGUGA